GGGAAGGUUACUGUAGGUAUAAUCACUCCAUACAAACUGCAACUUAAAUGCCUCCAAAGGGAGUUCGGGGAUGUUUUAAAUUCUGAAGAAGGAAAGGACAUUUACAUAAAUACUGUGGAUGCUUUCCAAGGUCAAGAGCGUGAUGUUAUUAUAAUGUCAUGUGUGUAUGCCUCAGGUCAUGGGAUUGGGUUUGUUGCAGAUAUUCGGCGAAUGAACGUUGCUCUUAUUCGUGCAAGACGAGCUCUCUGGGUAAUGGGUAAUGCCAAUGCUCUGGUGCAAUCAGAAGAUUGGGCUGCAUUGAUUGCUAAUGCCAAAACCAUAAAAUGUUACAUGGACAUGGAUACUUUGCCUAAUGACUUCUUGCUACCCAAUGUAGCUUCUCAUGUUCCUCCUCCGACCAAUAUGUCUAAUAAUCGAGGUUUAAGAUCUGGGUUACGACAUAGAAUAUAUGAUCCACAUAUGGAGUCCAGGUCAGGAACACCUUCAGAAGAUGAUGAAAAGCCAAAUGCAUUACAUAGGAGGCAAAAUACAACUGGAAUUGGGAGAAGAGACCUGAGAUUGGUUGAUGGCACAGCUACGCAGGUUGAUCUUAUGUGCAACAUGGUUUGGUAUAAAGUAGUCCUUGGUGAUGCAAGAAUGGAAGGCUAUAUGGAAGUUGAUAACACAGCUGGUCAAGCAGAUGAUUUCGUGUUCAGAAUAUUGUUUGACAAAAGAAUUCUUGUCAAUGAAGAGAACGGGUGGGUAUGUCAGAAAGGAAGAGAUCCUGGUUGA
Molecule: messenger RNA, 771 nt
Organism: Solanum stenotomum
Lineage: Eukaryota; Viridiplantae; Streptophyta; Magnoliopsida; Solanales; Solanaceae
Exons: 5
Coding region: 154-771 (205 amino acids)
Source: RefSeq, a predicted model, not a curated record